AUGGACAACAAAACUUUAUCAGGCAAAGUUGCCAUUGUCAGUGGCUCCUCGUCUGGUAUAGGGGCAGCGAUUGUUCGCGAGUUAUCUACGAGGGGGGCCAAUACCGUUGUCAAUUAUCCAUUCUCCCACCUAAAGGCAGAAGCAGACGGGGUAGCUGCGUCUCUACCCUGUCCAUCAGUCGUAGUAGAGGCCGACAUGUCAACUACGGCUGCCCCACAAAAGCUGGUCGAUGCUGCUGUCGCACGCUGGGGAAAGAUUGACAUCCUCGUGAAUUGCGUUGCAUUGGCAGUUAACAAGCCACUGGAAGAGCAGACGCUCGAAGACUGGGACCUUUUGGUAAACAUAAAUGGCCGGGGAACAUUUCUUCUGACGAAAGCCUGUCUCCCACAUCUCACCAAAGGCAGUGGGAGGAUUGUCAACAUUGUCAGUAUUUCCGCUCGGGGUCCUCCGCCCAACCAGACAAUUUAUGCGGGCACCAAGGGAAUGGUAGAUUCUUUUACCAAGUGCUGGGCAAAGGAACUUCCCCCGAAGUAUGGGUGCACUGUAAACGCAGUCAGUCCGGGGCCAACAAAAACCGAAGGCUUUGCUGCUGCCGGUGAAGAGCAAAUGAAAUUACUUCAACCAAUUAUUGAGUGCACACCAGUGGGACCGAGAAUGGCAGAGCCCGAGGAGAUUUCCUUCGCCGUCGGGUUUCUGUGUGAGGAAAGGGCACGUUGGAUCAACGGUGCUCAUAUCGUUGCAUCUGGUGGGCUGUUUAUUGAUUAA
Messenger RNA from Penicillium expansum, 765 nucleotides. Its product is annotated as SDR family NAD(P)-dependent oxidoreductase. The transcript has 2 exons. NCBI's taxonomy places the organism in Eukaryota, Fungi, Ascomycota, Eurotiomycetes, Eurotiales, Aspergillaceae. The record is from RefSeq and is a predicted model, not a curated record. The coding region runs from base 1 to 765 and encodes 254 amino acids.